AUGGCUAUCGACUACCUUCAGGAGCUUGCAGAAAACAAGGACGAGUUGAGCGUGGCUUAUCACUAUUGCGGGUCUCCAGAGACACACAAGGAUGGCCUUGGAAAGCUGCUUGGUAGACUUGUGUCCCAAGUUCUCCGGCAAGCUAAGUCGGGAUCUGCCUUGAGUGAUACGUUCGAGACUCUAAGCCGCCUCAAAUUGCGGUCUAGAUACCCUCCCCUGGAACAAAUGAAAAAGACAUUGAAUACCAUUGGAAAUUGCUUAUCCACCGUUUUCAUGGUUAUAGAUGGCAUCGAUGAGCUUUCUGACUCUGACGGCUUACUGCGCAUCAUUCGAGAGAUCUCCAUCGCUUCCAAGUCUUUCAAAUUCUUGAUAUCAAGCCGAAGCAACGCUAUGGUUGUUGAUUCAUUGUCAAACUGUCGUCACCUCAGUUUGAACUGCGACCUUAUCGACGGUGAUAUUGAACGAUAUGUACGAUUUCGUGUCUCAAACUUCCGGUGGCAUGACGUUCCGGACAUGGAAGAAAUAAUUCAAGGGCUGGUCAAAGGUGCAGAUGGAAUGUUUUUAUGGGUUGCUUAUCAGCUGGAUUCUCUGUCACGCAUACGGACAGCGAUACCAAAAUCAGCCCUUAAUUCAUUACCACGAGGUUUAGGACGUACAUACGAAAUGAUUCUGUCGAAACUAUCGGAUGAAGACAAACAUCUAGCCCUCAGAAUACUGCAAUUUAUUUUGUGUUCUGAGCGUGGCUUACAUCCGGCGGAACUAGUGGAAGCAAUAGCUAUAGAUCCCGGCCAGACGAAUCCACAGCAACUCAAGGGAAACAAGCUUCGCAAUGAAGAUGAUGUUUUUGAGAUUUGCAGCAAUCUCAUACGGCGCUCAAAGGCAACUGGACAUAUCAUGCUAGCUCACCACUCUGUUCGGGAAUUCUUGAUAUCCCCUUCUCUAGAGUCGGGGGAGCUCAAUCCUUUUUACAUCAGCGAUAUUGAUGCCUCGAUCAAAAUUGCAAUGUCAUGCCUCACGUAUCUUAAUUUUCAAAACUGUCACACUCUUUCAAUUUCUGAGGAUAUUCCUGAAGAUGCUCUGGAUAGGCUCGUUGCUGAAUACCCUUUCCUUAGUUAUGCUACAUGCAACUGGUCUCGCCAUAUUCCCACCAUUUAUGCUGAGUCCCAGUGCUUAUUAGAACCUAUUAUCAAAAAGUUCUUCAACCCAGAGCUUGGAGGCCUGAAAUUUUGGAUUGCGUUUGCGCAAUAUACCUACGGAAGGUUUCGGAUUCCGUCCAAGUUGACGCCGCUCCAUAUCUGCUCCAUAGUUGGUGCCUGUGAAGAGGUCAUCCAGCUUGCCUCUCCAAAAGAGAAUGCAGACAUACGUACUGAGAGAGGGCAGACAGCACUUCACCUUGCUAUUGACAAUGGCCAUCCAGAAUUAAUUGGAAGUCUUAUUAAAGCUGGGGUACCAAUCAAUACCCAAGAUGGAUAUGGCCAGUCAGCUUUACAUAAAACGAUAGAACUGGGAGACAAAAAUGCCGUGAUAUCACUCCUUUCGGCUGGGGCAAACGUCAAUCUAAUAACACAUGAUGGGACCACAGCUUUUAGCAUUGCCGCGGAUAAUAACUGGACUGCGAUUAUGUAUCUCAUCGCACGUGUGGUUAAAACCAAGCUUACUCUCCCAGAUGGUCGUACGGUCUUACAUCUUGCAGCCCAGUCUGGAGAUAUUGAAAGUGCGCAAGAAUUAAUAAAGAGAGACAACUCACUAUUACAUCAGAGAGACCCAAAUCAAUGGACGGCUCUUCAUUUUGCGGCUCACCAUGGCCAAACCCGCAUGGUCAACUUCCUGUUAGACAAAGAUAUAAGGCCUAGUUUGGAUAUCAACGAGUGGUCACCAGCACAUUCUAUCGUCCAGCGUCGAGAUACAGCAACUCUGAAACGGCUUCUAGAGUGCCCCUGGUCGGCCGAUUAUGAGUCUAGAGUAGACUAUUCUGACGUACUGCGCCGGGAAGCUCAUCCGCGCGCCCCAAUGUAUCUUUCGCACAGUCAAAAGUAUGGAUAUACAGGCAGAUCCACUCAACAGGAGCCUACAUCAUCACCUCCCACGCCUCAGAUGCCUUCGCUUGCUCACAGAUAUCAAAAUAUCAGUCGAGACUCCGCUUCACGUUACCCGACUGCCUCGCCAUUUGGUAGUGCAUCCAGUGGCUCUACAGAGCGUGGGAUCUUUGGUCAGCCUCCGCCUCCCCUAAGCUUCUCGCAAAAUCUAUUUGGUGAGAGAAGGACCUCUGGGGCAUACGGAUAUUCCACCGAACCACGGCUUCCGAAGUUUCAUUCGAUUAUACGAUCUCUACUCGAUCUCACCAUAUCAUUAAACUAUCCCGAAGGUUUUGGAUGUCUUAUAGAGUGUCAGGGCGAAUACACUGUUAUGGUAUUGGGCGAAUUACGCCAAUUAAAACUCGUUUUGGAGGUUCCUGGAGGAUCCAAACUGUUUAGGCUACUAUUCUUAGAGUCACCGCUAAGCGUCCAGUUUGAUAUUUUAUUAUUUGCAUUGACAGAGAGCCGCAGUGACUUCCGUCCAACUAUUCAGAACGCGAUACAAAAUUCCCCGUAUCGUGUGCAUGGCGCCCUUCUCCUACAUUCAGUUGACCAACUCAAAGCCCAGCCUCUGGUGUUUUUACUGGAGACAUUGAGCCCCGGCCAAAGGUUACAUGUUUUAUCAUGGGUCAUUGACCAGUAUUAUGACGUUGACUUGAUGGCACAAACAGCCCGUAGGCAUCCACGGAAGGAAUCUUUUUUAAGGGCGUUCUUGAGGGUUCUCAUUUAUGACAAACACGCCGAUCACAUCAGCUCCAGCAGCGGUUGCUCAAUCAAUGACGGACUUCGCCUGCAGAACGAUCACUUCACUUUUCUCCUUCUAGAGGAAUUGGUCUUUCAGGGGCCGGCGCAGAUACGGAAUGUUUUUUCCAACUUCACGCAUUUCUCAGACGAAUCACCCAGCCUGGACCUUGUUACAAGUUUAAUUGAUUAUGCAAAUCGAACCCGUGGCUUCAGUGAUGGAGAUGACCGGUUUAUAAACGACAUCCUCUCUUCGACAUUGCUGUUGGCUAAGACAGACGGGAGGGCGGAUAUAGCAGCAAUGCUACUAGAAGCGGGUGCUGAUGAAAAAACUGUCGUGGGGAAGGCUGGGCCUGCUAUACCCACAGAACUUACAACCCUCCAAAUUGAGGAUAAACUCGAGCAACUAAGGCUGAAGUUAGCCACGGUCGAAGACGGCCAAUAA
Messenger RNA from Trichophyton benhamiae CBS 112371, 3261 nucleotides. RefSeq lists its product as uncharacterized. Gene Ontology annotation, molecular function: protein binding. NCBI's taxonomy places the organism in Eukaryota, Fungi, Ascomycota, Eurotiomycetes, Onygenales, Arthrodermataceae. The record is from RefSeq and is a predicted model, not a curated record. The transcript is spliced from 2 exons. Bases 1 to 3261 code for a protein of 1086 amino acids.